Molecule: messenger RNA, 1464 nt
Organism: Oncorhynchus mykiss (rainbow trout)
Lineage: Eukaryota; Metazoa; Chordata; Actinopteri; Salmoniformes; Salmonidae
Product: cell adhesion molecule CEACAM1
Cellular component (GO): membrane
Source: RefSeq, a predicted model, not a curated record
UUUUGGGAUGCCAACCGCAAUCUCAGCGAAGAAGAAGGCUAUGACCCGCACAGUUUUUUUUAGCACAUCUAAUUUUAAUUUACUUUUAUUUAAUAUGUAAACAAACUAACUAGAAAAUAUGCCCAAACUUACGUUCAUUGGAUUGUGCUUCUGCUUUCGUCUGGCGCAAAAGGUGGUUUCCGGAGAUUAUCUUUAUCAUGAAGUGGGAGGUGAGCUCGUGUUGAAACCAGAUAAGUCCACAGUGCCUGACCCCAUCACAAGCAUCCUAUGGAAGCAUGGGAAGAACAAGGUGGCAGAGUGGGACAAGGAUUUUGGUGGUCUGGAUAUCUAUGGUGCCUUCAAAAACCACACAACCCUGGACAAUACUACUGGAGAGCUGAGAAUCAGUGGAUUGAAGAAAACAGACAGUGGAGUUUAUUCUGUGGAGUUCAACAGCAAACUGCUUGACCAGACAUAUACACUGUCUGUUAUCAAGGCAGUCCCCAAACCCACCAUCACUUCUUCCUGUAACCCAGACAAAACCUCCUGCACUCUGACCUGUGAGGGCGACACCACUGAUGCUGAACCAGUCACCUACAGCUGGAAAGAGGGAGAGGGGGCGUGGGAGGUCAUAGGAAAACAGCUGGUUGUCUCUAAGAACUACACUGGUAAAUCAACCAACAGUUACAAGUACUUCUGCAAGAUGAAGAACUCCGUUAGUGGGGAAGUCAGUGAGGUGUUUGGUCCAGAGGCAGUUUCCAAACCCACAAUCACUUAUACCUGCAACUCCAACAAAACCUCCUGCAUUCUAACCUGUGAAGGCGACGCCACUGGUGCUGAACCCGUCACCUACAGCUGGAAAGUGGGGGAGGGGGCGUGGGAGGUCAUAGGAAAACAGCUGAUUGUCUCUAAGAGCGACACUGGCAAAUCAACCAACAGUUACAAGUACAUCUGCAAGCUGAAGAACUCUGUUAGUGGGGAAGUCAGUGAGCCAGUUGGAGAGGUGUUUGGUCCAGAGCCUUCUGAAAUUGGUGGUGGGGUUGUUGUUGGUGUUGUCGUUACCAUUGUAGCGCUUGUUGCCGUCAUAACAGUUUGGUUGGUGUGGAAGAAAAUGAAAGCUAAAGGCAGUGAAGGAGUCCAGACAGAAUGAGAGAUUAUGGUUCCGCUGAUGGUCAACCACAAAGCAGGGGAAGAGGACGCAGACAAGCCUGGAAAGGGGCAGGAGAAUGGAGGCGUGUAUGAAACUUAAGCGGAUAGUUUACCCGACAGUUACAGUGAACUCCAACCAUAUUUGUCUUGAUGAUUUGAUUCCUGUAACUGACUGAUUCUUAAAUGCUAAACGUCAAUGGUCACAGACCAUUGGCUACAGCUCAGCGUUCAACACAAUAUUGCCCACAAAGCUUAUCACUAAGUUAAGGACGCUGGGACUAAACACCUCCCUCUGCAACUGGACUUCCUGAUGGGCCGCCCCCCCAGGUGGUAAGA